Messenger RNA from Brassica napus (rape), 1423 nucleotides. RefSeq names its product protein SLOW GREEN 1, chloroplastic-like. Gene Ontology annotation, cellular component: chloroplast thylakoid membrane. The transcript has a single exon. Gene Ontology annotation, molecular function: protein binding. The record is from RefSeq and is a predicted model, not a curated record. Bases 212 to 1282 code for a protein of 356 amino acids. NCBI's taxonomy places the organism in Eukaryota, Viridiplantae, Streptophyta, Magnoliopsida, Brassicales, Brassicaceae.
AUAAAAAAAUUCAAUGAUGGUUCAAAUAAAAAAUCACAUAUAAAAUAAGUUAUGAAUUCUAUUUUGAUAGAUAAGAUUUCAAAAAAAUCCUAUUAGAAAUUCGGUUUUAAUGAUAUCGAUUUAUAACAGUCAAAAACUUCUAAAUUGUUUUUGUUGAGCUUUUAAAUUUUUUAAAGUAACAGCUAUAUUUUUUAAAGCCCACAAGUCUAAAAUGAAAAUCAUUACAGACAGGAUCCAUGAUCUUCAUUCUCCUUCUUCCUCAGAUCUCUCUUUACUGAACAAAGGGUUUGAAGGUUCAUCACUCCCCACAAUCACAAUCAUGUACUCCCUGGGAAGAUUACAGCUUCAUCACCAGCCAUCCCACCUUCCCUUCACUCACAACUCUUCAUCCUUCCCGAAACAACCCUCACUCUCAAUCCGACCAAACCCCUCUUUCAAAUACCCUUCUCUCCAAGCUUCUUCUUCUUCCAAAUCUCAAAACUUCAUCCUCAUCCCUCUCCAAAAGUCCGCUCCUUUCCGCUUCCUCAAGUCCACAUGCAUCACUCUAACAACCGCCGCUGCUCUCCUCUCCCUCAAACCCCCGGCCAUCGCAGCCCCCGUCAGGCCUCCGAACACCAUGGAAGAAAAAGAAAAAGCCCUCGAAGAGCAAUUAGCAGCUGACGUCGACACUCUCCGUUCUUUAAUGGAGGUAAAAUUCAGAUCUGGAGAGUUCACAGACGCUACAAAACUAACCGACCGUCUGAUAAAACUUGAACCGGACGAACCGAAGUGGCCGGUUCAGAAAGCCAAAUGCUUUUUAUACAGCGGAGAUAAAGAAUCAGCUAAAAGCGUAUACCAAGAGAUUCUAGCGAAAGACCCUCUUCGCCCUGAAGCUCAUCACGGCUUGUGUAUGGCUUCUUCCGAUGAAGGUCUUGACUGGAAAAAAGUAGAGAGUAUAAUCGAGGAAGCAAUGCUGAGUUGCAGAAAGGAGAAUAGGGACAAGGAGUAUCGUGGGUUUAAGCUUCUUAUGGCUCAGAUUCGUGUGGUUAGAGGGAAACAUGGUGAAGCGCUGAAGCUUUACCAAGAGCUUGCGGAAGAAGAGCCAGGAGAUUUCUGGCCUUAUUUUUGUCAAGGAGCUAUCUACACUUUGCUGAACAAGGAAGACAAGGCGGAGGAGCAGUAUCUCAAGUUUAAGAAACUUGUGCCGGAGAAUUAUAAUUACAUAGAGGAUUUUUUGGUAAGUAAUCUGUUUGCAGGAGAGCUUUUCUCAGCAAUGGAGAGACGAUCAGGUUCAAAGAGUUGAAUUGGUGGGAUUGUCUGUAAUGUUUAGUUGACUAUGAUGAUUUGAUUUUGAAUCAUAAUCUACUCAAUUAGGAGAGUUUUGAAGCAAAAACAUUAGUGGUUGUAACCAGUCUAGAUUGUCUACAAGUGUUGUCUUACAUUC